Lindgomyces ingoldianus is the source of this 1017-nucleotide messenger RNA. RefSeq lists its product as uncharacterized. Gene Ontology annotation, biological process: carbohydrate metabolic process. The transcript has 3 exons. Gene Ontology annotation, cellular component: extracellular region. Bases 1 to 1017 code for a protein of 338 amino acids. Lineage: Eukaryota; Fungi; Ascomycota; Dothideomycetes; Pleosporales; Lindgomycetaceae. The record is from RefSeq and is a predicted model, not a curated record. Gene Ontology annotation, molecular function: cellulose binding.
AUGAAGAGUGUAAUUAUUCUCACUAGUGUAGCGGCUUUGGCACAGAGUGUGGCUAGCCAUGCUACAUUUCAAGAUCUUUGGCACGAUUGCCGGCCUAUAGCACUGACACUCCUCCACGGUGGCACCUGUGCGAGACUUCCGACGAGUAACAAUCCCGUUCAAGACGUGACAAGCAACAAUAUCCGAUGCAACAUCAACCAAGGCGUCGCGGCAUCAAAAUGCAGCGUAGCACCGGGCGACACUGUCACUAUCGAAAUGCAUCAACAGCCAGGUGACCGGUCAUGUGCGAACGAAGCCAUCGGUGGAGCGCAUUACGGACCCGUCCUCGUCUACAUGAGCAAAGUUAGUGAUGCAUCAACCGCCGACGGAUCAAGCAGUUUUUUCAAAGUCUUUGAGGAUACCUGGGGGAAGGCUUCUUCGACAUCGCAGGGCUCGGACGACUAUUGGGGAACGAAGGAUCUUAACCUCAACUGCGGAAAGAUGGAUGUCAAGAUUCCCACUAAUCUUGCCCCCGGCGACUAUCUCCUUCGUGCGGAAGCUAUCGCUCUCCACGCUGCCUCAUCGGCAGGAGGAGCCCAAUUCUAUAUUACUUGCUAUCAAAUCACUGUUACUGGUAGUGGUUCAUCGACACCUUCAGGAGUGUCUUUCCCCGGUGCCUACAAAGCGGCAGACCCAGGAAUUCAGAUCAACAUCUACCAGCCUCUUAGCACAUACGUUGCCCCUGGCCCAGCUGUCAUAUCUGGUGGAACAGAGGCUAUUGCUGGGAAGGCUGGCUCAGUCGUCACUGCAACAGGAGGAGCACAGCCUUCGGCCACCAAGGUCGCUGUGUCUUCCACCCUCGCUACAGCUGUGAAGCCCACGACUUCGAGCUCGAGCGGCAAUGGCGGAAACACUGGAGGAUGCGCUGCUAUCGCGAAGUAUGGCCAGUGUGGUGGGAAUGGGUACACGGGCUGCACGACGUGUGCUUCAGGAUCGACGUGCAGUGUUUUGAACCCGUAUUACUCGCAGUGCCAGUAG